AUGCAUUCUCCUAUUACUCACUGUGAUGAAGGAUAGGAUGGAUUUUCUAAUAAAGAGGAUUAGUUUGCGUCAGAAAUGAAAUCAGAAACAAAAGCAAGGAUUUUAAAUGGCCAAAAUAUGGAGAAUAUGUUUAAAUAGGAAUUUCACUCUCCUCCGCCUCCUUCUUAGAAAUAACAAACCCAUUUCAAUUAAAUAGCAUCAAUUAGCAACUAAGCCCGUGCUAACGAGUUAUAUAUAGAAGAAGUUGAUUAAUUUAACGAAGAUAUUAUAAGUAGAAAAGAGGGUAUUAAAAAUGAAGAAUUCAAUUUAAUAAGAAAUAUAAAUCAGGAUUUAAAAGGAGUUCAAUUAGAUUUUGGAAAAGCUGACUAAUAUUUUAAUGCAGAAAGAAACUAAGAAAGUGUUAGAUAAAUUUCUAAGAAUCAAUUUGAUUUGUUGGAUAUUAAGUCGAAGAGUUAAAGCGAAAACUUCUAAGAAAAAUCAAUGUAGAAAGAAAAAGAGAUGAAUAAUAAUUAGCAUGAUGAUUUAAAGGCAAAAUAUUUGCUAGAAGUUGAAGGUGUAGAAAAUGAUGCAAAAGAAAUUAAGGAUGAUAAAAUAUUUUAAAAUUAAAAUUUGAUAAAAUUUGAAAAUGAAACUGAUAUGUAAGAGUAUAAAUAGAAUAAGUAGAAGAGUAUAGAUGACUCCCUUGUUCGUAUUUACCAAAUUUGGUGUGGGAACAAUAGAUUUUUUUGGGAUGGCCGUCUGAUGAUGGGUCCAAAGACAGACAAUCUUUAAUAUACGCUAACAUGGAGUUUGAUAGUAGGCAUAUCAUGUGCUUUCUUUAUUUUAGCUGCUCCCUAUGUUUGGAUAAAUUUUGGGCCUCCUCUUAUUAUCAUUGAUAUCAUUUUGUUUGUAACUACCAUAUCUCUCUUUUCACUGACUACUUUCACUGAACCUGGAAUUAUUCCACGAAAAAAGUUACUGGAAAUAUUUCCAGACAAUAGAGUUUACCAGAACUUCAUUCAAAAAGAAGAAUAAGAACAAGAACUUAAUAAAAAAACUACAUUUCAAGCAAACAAAAAAAAUUCAAGAGAGCUUAUUAACUUUGAUAUAUUUCCAAAUCAAAUGAAUCACGUUAUUAGUCAAAGAAAUAAAAAUCAUUCAAGUUAUGAUAUAGCUGAUGGUUAGAUUCUAGAUGAAGAUAAAAAUAAAAAAGCCUCUGUAUUUUAAGUUUAUAAAAAUAAAGGUGAAGAAGCAGCAUAAAUUUAGUAAGCUGAAAUUUAGCAAAUAUGUAAUCUUGAUAUUGAAGAUAAGGGAGUAAAACAAGAACAAAAUAAGGAAAUUUAAAUAACAAAUAAUUAAAAUUCUGGUUUUCAAUCUUAAAUAAAUAAUUUGUGUGAAUCAGAAGGAGUGGCGAGAUAAUCCGAAAUCGAUAUAGCUUCUACAUAACCUCCACCCCAAAUACAAAAAAAAUCUUAACAUUUAAAUUAAUAAAUUAAUAUUUAUUCUGAAAUUGUUAAUAUGGAAUAGGAAAAUCACAAUGUUCCUGAAAUAAAUUUAAAUAAAUUGAAUAAUCAAUAAGAAAAUCCAGAUAUUCUUAAUUCAAAGUCUAAAAAUUAACUACAAUAGCAGCUCCCUGAUGAAAAGCAAUAAAAAUCAAUUAAACCAAAUAAAAAGUAAAAAAGAAAAUUUUGUAAAACCUGUAAAAUAUACCGGCCAGAGAGAGCUUCUCAUUGCAAAGACUGUGGCAAUUGUGUAGAAGUCUUUGACCAUCAUUGUCCCUUUGUAAAUAAUUGCAUAGGUAGAAGAAAUUAUAGGUAUUUCGUUGGGUUCCUUAUAUCAUUAGUUUUGCUUAGUAUCGGUGAAAUAUCAGGCUUCCUAAUCAUGCUUUUUUCAAAUUUUAAAAGUGGGAUCAGUGAAGGAAGCGUCGACGAAUCAAUUUUAAUUAAAAAUUCUACACUUUUGUUCAUUUUGCUCUGCUUUUUGGGUAUUCCCACAAUUAUACUCACUUGUCCUGUGCUCGGUUUAUGCACUUUUCAUGUGUUUCUUUUAAUAAAAGGGAAGACUACAAAAGAGAGACUUGGUCGUAAUUAAGAGAAUAACUUGCAAAAUACAUAAAUUUCAAAUCGAAAUUAGCCAGUUUGGUGUGGGACAGCAAAAUCUCUUUUUGAUCCUCGGCUGAUUCUAGAUCAGCACAAUUUAUCAAUCUACAGGGCUAAAGAGCUCUAAUACCAACUAGCCAAACUCAAAAAAAAAGACAAUAAAGAAGUUUAACAAGAAAUUUUAAAAAAUAUCUACAGCUAAGAAAAAGAUGAGCAAAACAUUUAGGAUUUACAUGAUAACUAGCAACUUCAAACUGGAGAUAUCUAAAAUCUAAAUGGAGUUAAUUAAAUUUAACUCGUUAAUCCUAUUUUGGAAAGCAACACUCUUCCGAUAAUCACCCAAUUCACACAAGGUCAACUUCAAUCAAAUAAAAACCUCAAUAAAAAUUUUUAAACAAUCAACGAACCUAAAUUACCCGAGAGCAUAUUUGAAAUGACCGAGUUCGAAAUAAAAAGCAAUGAUCAACAAAGGGAGGCUUUUGAUAAAUAAAACAAUCAAGCUGUAAACAAUAGCUAUCCCUACUGCAAUAUCUAAAUUUAUCAUAACCCAUAAUAAUUUGAGGAUAUUUUAGCAGCAUCUUCCUAAAAAAAAAAAUAAAAUGCCUCAAUGAAUCUAAAUAAAAACUAAGUUUAUGAAAAAAUCACAUUUAGCCAUAAAAUUAGACCUGAUCAUAACAACAGCAAUUAUCAGCCCUUAAUACCUAAAAAAUCUCAAUUCAUCUCUCACAACUCUUUCCUCUAUUAAAAUAAGCCGCAGCUAGAUUCCGUUGACAUUUAAUUUGUUGUCUAAAAGAAGCACUUUUAUACAACUCCAGGUCCUCAAUAAAUUCAUUGUCUAUUUAUAAAAUAGUAAGAAAAACUUCUUUCAAAAAAAAACCAAAAUGCUGAGCAACUUCAAUCAAAGAACGAAAAAAACCAAUUUACAUUACAAGCAUAAUAACAGCAGCUAUUAAUUUCAAAUAAUUUAUAUUUUAAAUCUCAUACUACAAACACUCUAAACAAUUAAUAAAUGUGUAUAAACAAUUCCUGA
This is a messenger RNA of Tetrahymena thermophila SB210, 3108 nucleotides long. RefSeq names its product DHHC zinc finger protein. The transcript has 4 exons. The record is from RefSeq and is a predicted model, not a curated record. NCBI's taxonomy places the organism in Eukaryota, Ciliophora, Oligohymenophorea, Hymenostomatida, Tetrahymenidae. Gene Ontology annotation, cellular component: Golgi apparatus; endoplasmic reticulum. Gene Ontology annotation, molecular function: protein-cysteine S-palmitoyltransferase activity. Gene Ontology annotation, biological process: peptidyl-L-cysteine S-palmitoylation; protein targeting to membrane.